Symbiodinium necroappetens is the source of this 3089-nucleotide messenger RNA. The record is from the annotation of a GenBank genome assembly. NCBI's taxonomy places the organism in Eukaryota, Dinophyceae, Suessiales, Symbiodiniaceae.
CAAGCAGUUCGAGCGGGGAUCUUUCGGAGCUGUCUGAGCUGGAAGAGGAGGACCGGCCUUUGCCUCUGCUUCGGCCUUUGUAUUACGCUAUGUCUGGCUUCCCGGACCUCCCACCGCGCAACGCUGCAGACCUGGCGGCCAUUGCAGACGCCAACUUGGUGUACUCGGAGCGCACCCUCCGCUCCCUUGCUUGGUUCCGCAACGCAGUCCUCAGGUUCUUUUGCUGGCAGUUUCGAAGAAGCUUCAUGGAGCUCACCCUCAGGCAGAACCAAAGAUCAAUUUCUGCAUCGGUGGCGGCAUGGGGCCGCACCCAACACGAGCUCCAGGCAGAAGAAGUGCUGGGGAGGGCCACGGCUCAAAUGGAUGAGCAAGCGGCCGCGCGUCUCAGGCGAGCGUUUACAUGGUUGCAGGAGGCUCUGCGGCAAGCACCAGAACGUAACGAUCGAGCAUGGAUCAUCACGACUGGAAACCAAUUUUGCCCACCCACCCGGGUGCUGCACCAACGUCUGGGACCACACAUUGUCGCGGUGCUUCGGCGACACUUACAGGAGGAACUGGCGGACGAGGUUGCCGAGACCAUCCUCAACAUGGCCCCUUCAAUGGGGUACCAGGACUAUCUCACUGCCCUGCUCCCCUGGUUGGACCCGACCGAACAACUCAAUUUCCAGCAGUGGUUCCAGGAGUACGAGCAACUACAACGCUUGGCUCUGCCCGAAAGGAUGGCGACGAACUACCUCGAGGUUCUGCCGACCCACCGCCGCAGCGGAGAGGAUGAGAAUAGCCGGACGGACUGCCCUGGUCCCAAUUCCAGGGACACGGGAAAUGCACUGCCAGGCGUCUACAGACGGCGCCGUGUUGAUGCCUGCGUAGAUCAGGUCAACCAUCUCAUUGCGCAGGCGGAGCUUGCCGCCCCGCACGGCCUGCAGGGACUCUAUAGGCUGUCUCGCAAGCUGGCGCCCAAAACUGGCAAGAAAUCCAUACAUUUUCGCAAACCAGAUGGCAGCCUUAUGACGGACCAGGAAGAACUUGACAGCUUGACGUCCUACUUUCGGGAUCUUUAUAGGGCAGACCUGUGUCAAUUCACAAGUUGGUCCUUGCAACUGCCAUUGAACAUCAGCCUUGAAGAGGUUUUGGACGCCUUGCAACAAAUGUCAGCCCAGAAGGCGCUGCCGCCACAACAGGCACCGGCCGUCCUCUGGAAGACGGCACAGCUUGAACUGGCGCCCCGCAUUUGCUCGGAUUUCAAUCAGGUGCUGGUGCCGGGCCCGCUAAACUUCCCAGAGUCCUGGAAUGCAGCCUACAUGGACACGCUACUGGAGGGAGGUCUAACACUAUCAUUGGAUUUGUCCAAAGCUUAUGCCCUCACGGGAUAUGCCGAUGACUUCUUAGUCAACUGGGAGAUCCGUUCGCCCCGAGAUUUUACCAAUGCGUGCGCUUCUAUUCCUAAGAUCCUAGCAGCACUGCAAAACCUCGGUAUGAGCAUUUCUUUGGACAAAACGGUCAUUCUUCUGGCCCUCAAAGGCCGAGCGGCGCCCCAACUCUUGAAGACAUACACCUGCCACAAGAAGACAGACCGGUUCUUACGCCUAGCGCAUGGUGCCCACACCACUCUGCUCCCCAUCAGCCUGGGUGGCGUUUCACCGCUUGCAUUCAUUGCUAAAGCACCCGUCGGUCCCACUGGCGCGCAGGCUCCAGCUGAUAACACCACUCUGCUUCAAAGACUCGACAUUCCACAUCCCAUGCAGCAACUGUCAAAAGCCACCCUCAAGCGCAUUGCCCUCAGCAAGCCUCACAUUCAACAUUUACAACCUGAACAUGUGAUUCAAUGGUGGGAUGUGAUUGCCAACAGCUUCAGUCAGCAUGCAUUGCCCCCGACGCAAGGGGUCAAGCUGGUGGAGGUUUCACAGUACACAGAGGUAAAUCUCACAAACCGAUGGUCGGCCUGCCCGAUUCUUCAUGCGGCACCCGACCAGGCCCGCUUUACAACAUUGGCUGAGCGUAAACAACUGAAAGAGCUCGCAUCAGCCAUCCGAGCCAGUGGCAAGCUAGUGUUCUGCCCUGAGUGUGGGGCAAUGGUGCUCCAAGCCCUCGUAUUUGCCAGCGCUCCCUUGCAGCUUCCUUUCAACAUGGCCGUUCCAACGAUGGAGGCGAAGGACAGAGAGGAGCUCAUCCAGGCCCAAGCGGAGUUCGAGCAGUUCGGGCAGUACAUGAAGGCGAAUGCCCGGAGCGUCAGCCCCACCGUGACUCCGAUGUCGACGACUCCGUCCCACUCGACAGCUCCCCCGGCCCAGGAGGACAUGGACGUGGACAGGAGCAAACGGACGGACGACGCCCCUCCGCAGCUCGAGCCCCCGACGAAGUGGGCGAAAGGGGAUGCCAAGGGCGAUCCCAAGCAGGACUCGGGGAAUCUUCCUCAGGCCAGCGGCAAAGGGUCCUCCGGCGAGCUGCUGUCCAAGGCCGCGGUAGCACUGGGAGCUCAGACGAGCUCAGGCAACGCCAGCUCCCCUUCCGACAGGCCACCUCAAGAGCUGACGACGAUGGGCCCCAAAGCAAGCCCGCCCAGUCCGCCCAACCAGGACAAUCCAGCUCCCCUGCAAGUGGCCAAGAACCACCAGGGAGGAUGGGGCGGCUGGCGAGGCAAUGGCGGCCGCAGCUGGGGCUCCAACCAGGGCCGAUCGCAAGACCGCAGCCGCCGUGGACAAGACGACGACCGCUGGAACCGGAAUCAGAACGACAAGGACAGGGAGCGCGAAAUGGAGGACUUGAGGGAGAUGAUCCGCCACCUGGCGAGGUUGGCGUUGCGUCUCGAAGACGCAAUGUCCAUAUGCAAUUUGGACAACGAGUUCAUCCUAUUUUUCCAGACGGGAUCCAACCCGUGGUCGAUCACCAAGCCGCUCUUCGAGACAGCAGCGGAUUGGAAAGCCAGGAAGGAGUCGGACCCGUCGAGCUUGAGCCAGCCACUCCGAAGUGUGCUGUUCUACUGUGUUUGGACAAGCCUCCUCACACAGCUACGCAAGAUGGAGGAGGCAUCCGAGAGCAGCUUCAUCAACGAGGUGAAGGGCAGGGGAUUGACAGAGGACAAUUCCUAG